CCCUGCCGGGGACCCCGCGGCCGGGCCGGGUCGGACAGCCGGGCGCGCGGGGUGGCUCUCCAGGGGCGCUGCCCGCACGCGCCGGCGGACCCGGGAGGGCGCCCGGCUCCGACCCACCUGCUCGGCCUUAGCGGAGGGGUCCCGCGGCCCGACCCGCGGCCCGACGCCCGAGCUUGCGAGGCGGGCCUCCCAGACCCUCGGAGCGCCCGGAACGGACUCGCCUCUGAUUGCUCGGCUUGCUCUUAGGAGCGCGGGCCCUGGCGCUCGGACCUGGGCCGGCUUGAGGAGGGGACUCCCGGGCCGCCGAUCCCGCCCGGGCCUCGAGGGCAGGGGUCUCCGCGGGGCCUAGGGCGCCGGCCGCUGACCCAGGGAGGUCUGGUCGCGGAUGGCUGACAGAGCAGCGCACAGAGGGCAGGGCCCGGGGCGAUCUGUGAAAUGGGCGCACAGAGGCUGGGGGGAAGGCGGGGGGCUUCGGGGAGGCUGCAGGGAGCCGUCGAGGCGCCGCGAGCCGGCAGACGGCGCGGCCUGGGCGGGAGUCCCGCCGGGGUCCCGCGGGCCCCGCCCCCAGGCCCCGCCCAGGGGCGGGGCUAGCCCGGGGCCCGCCCCCGGAGGGCACUUCCGGCGCGGCGGAAUUCCGGGUGCGGGCGCUCGCGGUCGCUGCGCGUCGUCCUGGAGGAGGCCCCAUGAGCGCGGCGCCCCUGGUGGGCUACAGCAGCAGCGGCUCGGAGGAUGAGGCCGGGGCCGGGGCCGGGGCCGGGGCCGGGGCCGGGGCCCAGGCGCAGCCCGGUGCUGGCGGCUGCGGGCGUGCCCAGAGCCCACUUCCCAGCCAGAGGUUGCCAGUCCCGGACAGCGUGCUGCACAUGUUCCUGGACACAGAGGAGGAGCCUGUGGAUGACCCUGAAAAGCAUGGAGGCCGGGUCCGCACCUUCCCCCAUGAGCGGGGCAACUGGGCCACCCACGUCUAUGUGCCGUAUGAAACCAGGGAGGAGUUCCUGGACCUGCUUGAUGUGUUGCUGCCCCACGCACAGACAUACGUACCCCGGCUGGUCCAGAUGGAAGCAUUCCACCUCAGCUUGUCCCAGAGUGUGGUUCUGCGGCAUCACUGGAUCCUCCCCUUUGUGCAGGCUCUGAAAGACCGCAUGGCCUCCUUCCAGCGAUUCUUCUUUACUGCCAACCGGGUAAAGAUUUAUACCAAUCAAGAGAAAACCAGGCCCCUUCAUUCCACAUCAGUCUGGCCUGGUGUGUGGAUGAUGCGCGUCUCCAGCUCGAAGGGCAGUGCCUGCAGGAACUACAGCCAAACAGUGUGUCCAGACAGGAUAGAGCCCCGGGGCCAUCAGCAAGCAGCUGCUUCUGCUCUUGGCCUAAUCAUGCGGUGGGAGCCCUGGUUUGGGGCUCCCGUGGACCUGGUCACCAUUCCAGUUUUAUUGGGUCUGAGCGUCCAUUUCCGCCUCUGCAAAGUUGGGAUGAUAGGACCAACCUCACAAGAUUGCAGAGCUGAUGAUACAAGAGAUGCCCAAGCAAGAGCCUGGGGUGUGCCAAGCCCUCGGUCUCCCUCCACAAGUGCCGAACCCCUGAAGGAUUUUAGUAGGCUGGUCUUGUUUGCAGGGCCCUCUGGGUCCCUGAUUCGCCUUAAUAUGACUCUCCUUUCUUGGUUCCCGGUGGAAGAAUAUCGUGGAUGAGUUUGAAGACUCCGAGAUGGUGCUGCGCGCCCAUGCUGAGCAGGUCCGCUGCAAGUCUGGAAACAAGUUCUUCUCGAUGCCUUUGAUGUGAGCAGCAAAGACCCUCGUCCCAAGCCAGGCAGAGAUGGAGGAGCUGGCUCUAGUCCCUGGGGAGGCGCCUAGCCUCCCAUUGGAGGCCUGGUCUGGAGCACAGCCCCGACUGAGGUCCCUGGGGGCCGGUUCUCACCAGGCGGUGGUUUGGGGCUGCAGGUCCCACCUGGCUGUGUGGUCAUUGUCAGGAAUCACCAGUAGAGGGCAGCCUGGGCUUCCUAGUUCCAGGACUGUGGUCCUGCCUGGCACAGAAUAAAGUGAGGGUCACCCGGUGAGCCCACCCAGACUCAGCCGGAAUCCCCACGGUAGCCCUCCAACAAACAGCCCCUCUCUCACACCCUUCCCCCUCCCCCAUCAGCUGUUUGCAUUUGGAUGCCAUUGGCCUCCACGGGGUUCUUAAAACCAUCCUGCCCUGGCUCUUUGCUCACUCACACUGGACACCGUGUGCUUAAUGGGUCUGUCACCCUCCCUUCCUGAAGCGGGUCGCUUUUAUUUAUUUAUUUUUGGUGCCGCGCCCACCUCCAUGGCCAACAGAGGCCAUCUCAGAGCCAAGGUGCAGAGUCCUCAUUUGUGCUUCUGCAUCAGUUUUCCCCACCCCUGCCUCCCACUCGCCCCCAGCCAGGUGCCUGGGGAACUGGGAGCAGAUGUUUCGUUUUGGCCUGGCUGGUGGCUCUAAGCCAGGCCACCAACGCUCUGUGACCUCCAGCUUCUCACUUCUCAUCGGCUUUCCCAACGAGGCAGAGAGGCACCUUCCCCCAGUUCUCUUUCCACUGCCUCCUGCCGUGGGCUGCAGGCAUUCUGAGGGGGGGCUUAAAGGAAGGGGAGCUGCCCAGGGCUUUUAUUUUCCACCAGGCCUUCACCAGAGCCAAAGACCAGUCCUCUUCAGUUGUCAUUUGCAUCUCUGGUGAUCGAGAAAGAUUUUUAUGUGCCAGUUUUCAGUUCAAAUAAAAAUUUGUUUUAAUUUUG
Nyctereutes procyonoides (raccoon dog) is the source of this 2735-nucleotide messenger RNA. It is a transcript of the gene USB1, whose product is annotated as U6 snRNA biogenesis phosphodiesterase 1. Gene Ontology annotation, molecular function: 3'-5'-RNA exonuclease activity. Gene Ontology annotation, cellular component: nucleus. Gene Ontology annotation, biological process: U6 snRNA 3'-end processing. Bases 684 to 1679 code for a protein of 331 amino acids. The record is from RefSeq and is a predicted model, not a curated record. The transcript is spliced from 6 exons. NCBI's taxonomy places the organism in Eukaryota, Metazoa, Chordata, Mammalia, Carnivora, Canidae.